Musa acuminata subsp. malaccensis (wild Malaysian banana) is the source of this 1864-nucleotide messenger RNA. The record is from RefSeq and is a predicted model, not a curated record. Lineage: Eukaryota; Viridiplantae; Streptophyta; Magnoliopsida; Zingiberales; Musaceae.
UCUGCGUGAUGGUAUCAACUUGAAAAUUGAAACUUUAAAAUCACAACUUUUCUAUUUGCAACGUGAUGAUAAUCCUAUUCCAAACUAUGUUGAUGCUACACAGCUCAUUUCUUUUAUUGUGAAAUUGCCAGAUGAUGGUUCUGUUUGGUCCUGGGGCUAUAAUGUCUAUGGCCAGCUUGGUCAUGGCAAGGAAAAUUGCUCAGUUCCUUGCUUGAUAGAGCAUUUCAAGGAAUUGGGUUCUUCUGACUCUUUGACAGAGGAAUCAAGUGCAGAUCACACAGGAACUUCUUUAAAGAUUUGUGCUGUCAAAGCAGGAGGAAUGAUGUCACUUGCAAUAGAUGAUCAUGGGUCUUUAUGGAUCUGGGGAAACUGUCCACAGGCUAAUGACGAUGGAGAAUUUUGCCUUUCUAGUAGCAGUGUUCCUCUACCUGUGUGGAACUUCCAUGGCCAUACUGUCGUCAAGGUGGCAUGUGGAAAUGAACAUGUGGUUGCUGUAGUUAGUGCUGGAGAAACUUACACUGGAGGGGAUGAUCUCGUAUGCUAUGCUUGGGGUAAUAACAAUCAUGGUCAGUUAGGGUUAGGUGACAAGGAAGUCAGACUACGACCUGAAGUCAUCUCGACUUUCAACGAGGAGUCCUCCUGGGUGGUUUAUGAAGUCGCUUGUGGAGCAUUUCAUACUGCUAUUCUCACUAAUAAGAAGUCAUAUAACCAGGAGAUCGAAUCAAAGUGUUGGACAUUUGGUCUUGGUGAAAAUGGGCAGCUUGGUCAUGGGACUACGAAGAGCAUAUGUUUGCCACAGACGGUAGAUGCUUUACCACAAGAUGCUUUCCUGAUUUCUCUUGAUUGUGGUUUGUUUCACACGUCUGUUGUGUCAUCAGCUGGUGAUGUAUGGUCUUGGGGAAUGGAGAAAGGGCUUGGAUUAUGCCCGGAUGCUAGCUUCACGGGAACUGAUGCUGGUGAUGCAUACCUCCCAUUGAGAAUUCGGGCUUCUGAAACCAACGGAUUCAGGUUUACAGGUCCCAUGCAAGUUGCCUGUGGAGCAGCCCAUACAGUUCUUGUUUCCGACAAUGGUUAUAAGCUUUGGGCAUGGGGUAGAGGCCGAAGUGGGGUCCUGGGGAGAGGUCAGACAGCUGAUAGUUAUGUUCCUUCUGCUGUAAUGUGGCCACCUCUCGAUACAGUAUUCAAGGAUGAAAAAUUAAAAACAGAUGACCUGAUAUCAAAGACCGAAGACCAUGAAGUUGGAAAAACUGUGGAGAUGGACCACAAACUGUCUGCAGCAACGGAGGAAUUGAACUUUCUAAAGACAAAGCUGACUCUUAUGGAACGUUAUGCCGGUCUGCUGCAUUUAUCUAUAUUCAGAAAGCCACUCGAUGAGCGAAGACUUCCGCAGUCACUGCAAGACUCUGGUGUCUUUGAUGUCAGAAAGGAAUUAGAGAACGUACUGGAAAAGGCCGAUGAUGAGGAGCUAAUUCGAAUGGAGAUGUUCUAUCGCAGUAUGCUGUCUACCGUGAAGGACAGGCUGAUGAAGAGGAGAGUACGAGAACUUGUCAAGGAGUGCCUUGUUUCUCUAUCCACUGGGAGGCAACAUCAUUCACCUUAAUGUGCAGUAUUUUGCUGUUUUCAGCAUACUAUCGUCAAUAUAUAUAUAUAUAUAUAUAUAUAUAUAUAUAUAUAUAUAUAAUCCACUUCUUAUAUAAGUUGUGAGGCUGCAAUAAAUCAUUUAAAGCUCGACGAUUUAAAACCAAGUCUUGUUCUUGUGCCUUUUUCGAUUUGUGUAGUUGGUUUCACUCUCGUCUUGACUAUAUGAAAUUUGUAGAAUGCACCAUCUUUGUCUGAGCGAAGGACUUACGCGACUUUGUGGUCA